This is a messenger RNA of Didymosphaeria variabile, 2064 nucleotides long. RefSeq names its product long-chain fatty acid transporter fat1. NCBI's taxonomy places the organism in Eukaryota, Fungi, Ascomycota, Dothideomycetes, Pleosporales, Didymosphaeriaceae. The record is from RefSeq and is a predicted model, not a curated record. Gene Ontology annotation, molecular function: long-chain fatty acid-CoA ligase activity; long-chain fatty acid transmembrane transporter activity. The transcript has a single exon. The coding region runs from base 1 to 2064 and encodes 687 amino acids.
AUGGUAGCUAACCUCCACGGUCUCCCAGCACUUGCCCUCCCCGCAGCGGCCGCAGGCCUCGCCUACCUCAACGGACGCUACUCCCUCUCCUACGAUUACGGCCUUCUCUCCUCUUUGAUUUCUGGGCAACUCAGAGCUCGUCUGGCCGAACACAACGAUACCCUCAACCUGUUCUAUAUUCUCGAAGCGCAAGCCAAAUCGUCGAAUCGCCAUCGCCCGUUCAUUAUCUCAGGAGAGUCUGGUGACAAGUGGAGCUAUGCUGAAGCCUAUGAGAUCGUUCUCAAAUACGGAACAUGGCUGAAGAGCAAAGGCGUGCAGAAGGAGGAGGUCGUUGCCAUGGACUUUGUGAACAGCGAGGUGUUUGUAUGGGUGUGGUUCGGCUUGUGGAGUAUUGGUGCGAAACCAGCCUUUAUCAACUACAACCUCACAGGCACUCCGUUAUUUCAUACUGUGAGGACAAGUACCGCGCGACUUGUUCUUGUGGAUGAGAAUGGACACAACAAGUUUCAAGAGAGCAUAAUGGCGGCACAUGGUUUCGCGCCGGUGCCUGCUACUGCUGGACAACAGGACAACCAAGCGAUAUACGGAUUUGAGAACGACCCGAGCCAGAUACCACGGAAAGUCCAGCAGCAGGCUAGCAAGACUGCCCAACCGAAUGACUCUGAGGACAACACGUCCGACCUACAGCGCCAGAGACUCGAAGUCGUCUUCUUCGACAAACGUCUAGAAGAUCAUAUCCUCUCCUUUCAGCCGAUCCGUGUCCCAGACUCCGAACGAGGGAACCAACAAUUAAACAGCAUGGCCAUGUUGAUCUACACGUCAGGAACGACAGGUCUCCCCAAAGCCGCCAUCAUGUCCUGGACCAAGGCCUUCGUUGGCGCCAAGUUCAUUCAGAGCUGGAUGGGAAUCAGAUCUACAGACGUACUCUACACAUCAAUGCCUCUCUAUCACAGCUCUGCUUCGGUGCUCGGCGUUGGGCCGAUGCUGCGCGGCGGAGGCGCCAUCUGCGUAUCCAAGCGCUUCUCUCAUAAAACCUUCUGGCCUGAGGUUAGAGCCUCAAAGGCUACGAUCAUCCAAUACGUCGGCGAAACAUGCCGCUACCUCUACUCUGCACCUCCUUCACCUCUUGACAAACAACACCAUGUACGCGCAGCAUUCGGAAAUGGAUUGCGACCAGAUGUGUGGGAUGCUUUCAAAGAGCGCUUCGGCAUCGAGACCGUCUAUGAGUUCUACAGUGCGACCGAGGCCCCAAGUGGCUUAUUCAACAAAUCGACAAACAGUUUUAGCGCCGGGGCUUUCGCACGUAACGGCACGUUGGCAGACCUCCUCAUGGGCUCCUCCCUCCCAGUGGUCCGCAUGAACCCCGACUCAUCGCCCCCAGAACCGCUGCGCGACCCCAAAACCGGUCUAUGCCAGGUCUGCGACUGGAACGAGGCAGGCGAGCUCCUCUUCAAGCUCGAUGCUGCGAAUGUAUCGCAGAAGUUUCAGGGCUAUUGGGGCAACUCGAAAGCGACGACUUCCAAAAUCUUGCGCGAUGUGCGCAUUAAGGGCGACGCGUAUUUCCGCUCCGGCGACCUCAUCAGACGGGACAGGGAGGGGCGAUGGUACUUCAUCGACCGCAUUGGCGACACCUUCCGGUGGAAAGCCGAGAACGUCUCAACAGCCGAAGUUGCAGACGUACUGGGCAAACAUCCCGAUAUCGAAGAAGCAAACGUGUAUGGUGUGCAAGUCCCGCACCACGACGGGCGCGCGGGCUGCGCUGCUGUCAUCCUCAAAUCAGGCACUACCUCACCUUCCGCUACGACGCUAAAGUCGAUCGCAGACCACGUCCGCGAGAAUCUGCCGGCAUUUGCAGUACCGCUAUGGCUUAGGGUCACAAAGCAGAUGCAUACCACGGGCACGAACAAGCAGCAGAAACACCUCUUCCAAAAGGAUGGGAUCAAUGCGAGGGCGGUGGAGAAGAGGGGCGAUGUGUUGUUUUGGCUGAAUCCUAAGACGAAGACGUAUGAAAGUUUUUCAGGAAAGCAGUUGAAGAGGAUUCAGAGUAGAGAGGUGAGGCUUUGA